AGACCGGCAGCUCGGCGAGGCCAUGUGAUGCUGGGCGCGAGAGAGCCGCUGCCGCUGUCGCCGGAGCCUCUUCCUUUCCUCGGUCGGAUUGAGGGCUGUCAUGGCGACCCCCAACAACCUGACCCCCACCAACUGCAGCUGGUGGCCCAUCUCGGCGCUGGAGAGCGAUGCCGCCAAGCCGGUGGAGGCCCCCGACGCGCCCGAGGCGGCCAGCCCCGCCCAUUGGCCCCGGGAGAGCCUGGUUCUGUACCACUGGACCCAGUCCUUCAGCUCGCAGAAGGUGCGGCUGGUGAUCGCCGAGAAGGGCCUGGCUUGCGAGGAGCGGGACGUGAGCCUGCCACAGAGCGAGCACAAGGAGCCCUGGUUCAUGCGGCUCAACCUGGGCGAGGAGGUGCCUGUCAUCAUCCACCGUGAUAACAUCAUCAGCGACUACGACCAGAUCAUCGACUACGUGGAGCGCACCUUCACAGGAGAGCACGUGGUGUCCCUGAUGCCCGAGGUGGGCAGCCCGCAGCACGCACGGGUGCUGCAGUAUCGGGAGCUGCUGGACGCGCUGCCCAUGGACGCGUACACACACGGCUGCAUCCUGCACCCUGAGCUCACCACCGACUCCAUGAUCCCCAAGUAUGCCACGGCUGAGAUCCGCAGACAUUUAGCCAACGCCACCACAGACCUCAUGAAAUUGGACCAUGAAGAGGAGCCCCAGCUCUCCGAGCCCUACCUUUCUAAACAAAAGAAGCUCAUGGCCAAGAUCUUGGAGCAUGAUGAUGUGAGCUACCUGAAGAAGAUCCUCGGGGAGUUGGCCAUGGUGCUGGACCAGAUAGAGGCCGAACUUGAGAAGAGGAAGCUGGAGAACGAGGGGCAGAAAUGUGAGCUGUGGCUCUGCGGCUGUGCCUUCACCCUCGCGGAUGUCCUCCUGGGAGCCACCCUGCACCGCCUCAAGUUCCUGGGACUGUCCAAGAAAUACUGGGAAGAUGGCAGCCGACCCAACCUGCAGUCCUUCUUUGAGAGGGUCCAGAGACGCUUUGCCUUCCGGAAAGUCCUGGGUGACAUCCACACCACCCUGCUGUCAGCUGUUAUCCCCAACGCAUUCCGGCUGGUCAAGCGGAAACCCCCCUCUUUCUUCGGGGCCUCCUUCCUCAUGGGCUCCCUGGGCGGGAUGGGCUACUUUGCCUACUGGUACCUCAAGAAAAAAUACAUCUAGGGCCAGGCCUGGGGCUUGGUGUCUGAC
Molecule: messenger RNA, 1231 nt
Organism: Nycticebus coucang (slow loris)
Lineage: Eukaryota; Metazoa; Chordata; Mammalia; Primates; Lorisidae
Gene: GDAP1L1
Product: ganglioside induced differentiation associated protein 1 like 1
Exons: 6
Coding region: 101-1204 (367 amino acids)
Source: RefSeq, a predicted model, not a curated record